Priapulus caudatus is the source of this 2319-nucleotide messenger RNA. RefSeq lists its product as uncharacterized. Gene Ontology annotation, biological process: proteolysis. Lineage: Eukaryota; Metazoa; Priapulida; Priapulimorpha; Priapulimorphida; Priapulidae. The annotation marks the transcript as partial. Gene Ontology annotation, molecular function: serine-type endopeptidase activity. The transcript is spliced from 15 exons. The record is from RefSeq and is a predicted model, not a curated record.
ACCAAGGUGGCACAUCGGGUGAGAGCGAGGCACAACACCGCCAGCGGUCCCAUAGUGGAGCCAUAUACUGAUGGCGCCUGCGGAGCGCGAAUCACGAUCGGACCGGAAACGGUCGGCCACGUGUUCAGUCCCGGAUACGAGCGGCCCGGAUACUAUCCGGACAGCGAGGACUGCACGUGGCUGAUCAGCGCCCCCUAUAACUCGCGCAUCCGCCUUAAGUUCGUGGACUUUAGUGUGGAGGCCGGCAGCAAAUGCCAGUACGACUACCUGUCCGUCUAUAACGGUGCGUCGACGUCCGGCGCGCUGCUGGGAACCUUCUGCGGCACUCAGCGCAAGCAGCUGACGUCAUCACAGAACGACGUGCUGCUUCGCUUUGUCUCCGACAGCACGUACACCGAGCGCGGCUUCGACAUUCAGUACGGCGUCGUAGAAGAGGACGAAAACCUGUGCAACAAGACGCUUCACGGCGUACAGGGGGCGCUCACGGCGCCUCCAAACUCCGUCGGCAGCGGCAGCUGCGUCACCACGCUGCAUCUACAUCCGGGCACCUCGCUGCUGCUGGAAGUCAGUGCUUUCCUGCUGCCGGCGAGGCCCGGAGGGGAUAUGCCCCUGACGGACCUCACGGGGGCCGUGUCGGAUGUCGCUAAGCCGUCAUGCUACGAUGACGUGGAUCUGUGGGUAGAGAUCCAGGCGGCAGAGAGUGCCGACCCGAUCACGCCUAUGUACGUGGUGCCGGACGCGUGCGGCCGCCGCAGCCAAUACCCGAUGAACCUGACCGUAGAUGCACCCGCAGUUCGCGUCACCUUCAUGAAGAACAGAUACCAGGAGUUCCCGCUGUUCACGGCGCACUACUUCGCUCUGGAUGAGGAUGGAGUCAUCGUCGAAGACAGCAGAGAAACAAGCCGCAACAAGCUUGGAGGCGACGGACUCAAUGGACUCUGGUCGGAGUGGACAGCGUGGUCGGACUGCUCGGUCAGCUGUGGUCAGGGCAGCCGGACGCGACGGCGGAACUGCCUGACGACAGAGUGCCACGACACCUGCAUGCCCGGAGUGCCCGAAUGCGUGCACGUCUGCUACAAUGACAGCUGCGUAGGUGGCGCCACCGACUACGAGAGCUGCUUCGCGGGACAGUGUCCGUCAGCUAUCGAGUUCAUGAUCAAGCCCCACAAUGCAACAGUGCGGGUUGGCGACGUACACACGUUCGAGUGUCUAACGAAUAGACCGACGACCAUAAAAUGGUUGAAGGAUGACGUACACAUUGUCAACCCAUCCAAACACAACGCUGUCAUCAGACCGCCCGGACACUUGCUCAUCCUACUAGGGGCGGAGAUGUCGCAGACAGGUAAAUACACGUGCUUGGCCGUAGCUGAGUACGGAAUCGCCGUGACGACGGCCUGGUUGUCCGUACUAGCAGACACGGACGACUGCAGCGUCGAGUUUGACAGUGUUCCCGUUGACGCCGACGUCGACGCUGGCGACCUGCACGUUAUAGAGUGCGCCACCAUCGAGCCGGCGUCGUCCAUCUCGUGGUUGAAGGACGGAGAGCGUCUGCUGAUCGGCGGACGCGUGAACCUGGCCAGCGAGGGCUUACUCAUGCUGCAGGACGCGGAGGCGCAUGACAGCGGCGUGUACACGUGCGUCGCCGUACUGCGUAGCGGCUGCGUCGGCAGAGCAGACGCCACCGUCACCGUCAUCGAAUCGCAGACGACGGGCCACGUCUGCGGAAGACCCGUCCUCUCCGAGCCGCUGGGGGCGCUCACGUCGCUGAGGCUCGGGAAGAUCGUCGGAGGGCAGACGGCGGACGAGGGCUCGUCUCCGUGGACUGUUAUGCUAUGGACAUCCGAGCUGGGACCGUUCUGUGCAGGAAGCCUCAUCGACAGCGAGUGGGUCGUUACGGCAGCUCACUGCUUCGUCGAGUACUGGAAUCACACGGGCCGCGAGCUGAGCCCAGAUAACCUCAAGCUUAAGUUCGGUCAAGCAUGCCACGCAGCCCGGCUUGAGGCCUCAGCGAGGUGGUCACAGCGUCCGGCGGAGAUGUUAUGCACCGCGGCGUGCCAGUGCAAGACCUACGCACAACGACAUCGUGGCACUGCUCGCUCUGCCGCGCUUCGUAGCCUCAUGCACACGAACCACGUGAUCGGCGACCCGUGUAAAGGUGACAGCGGCGGACCGUUCGUCAUGAAGCACUCGGGCCGCUGGUACCUCGUCGGACUCGUCAGCUGGGGCGAGGGAUGCGCGCGCCGGGGCAAGUAUGGCUUCUAUACAAAGCUCAGCCGCUACCACCACGACUUCAUCCGCGAGCAUGUCGGCUGGGCCUGA